Molecule: messenger RNA, 10311 nt
Organism: Acanthaster planci (crown-of-thorns starfish)
Lineage: Eukaryota; Metazoa; Echinodermata; Asteroidea; Valvatida; Acanthasteridae
Product: kinesin light chain-like
Biological process (GO): microtubule-based movement
Cellular component (GO): cytoplasm; kinesin complex
Molecular function (GO): kinesin binding
Source: RefSeq, a predicted model, not a curated record
UCACGUCAGAAAAUCAAUACAUGCGACAGAUUCCAUCCAUCUGGAAUUUGGUGACACUCCUAUUUUCCGUCUAUUUAGAUUUCCAUGGUGGUCUUGCAGAGUUGACAUAAGUUUAGAACGCAGAAGUUUCCUUUCAUUUUUUUCAAGGUGUUGUUUUUGUCAAAGAUUGGGAAUCUUAGCCGGUCACCUAAUCCGAUCACGCACAACGUUUGUGAAGCAGCCAAGACGACCGAGGCUGGCGGUCGAUGGGCUGUGGUCGUCGGUGUGCGUCAGAACUGGUUUCAUACCGAAGAGUCGGAAACCAACACAGACCUUCAGGAUACACUGACUGAAAUUCUUCCCCUGUAUCGUGUCCCACCAUGUCUUCAUCCUCAUCGGGCGGGACCCAGGUUCUUAACCAAGAGGCCAUUAGUAGUGGCACCAAGGAGGUAAUCAAAGGGCUGGAACAACUCAAAAAUGAGCACAAUGACAUCCUCAACAGCCUGUACCAGUCCUUGAAGGUAGUGAAGAAGGACCAUGGAGAUUCCAACCUUGUGGAAGAGAAAACUGGCAUCAUUGAGAAGUCAUUGGAGAGCCUUGAGCUGGGACUUGGGGAGGCAAAGGUGAUGAUGGCUCUUGGCCACCACCUUAACAUGGUAGAGGCUGAGAAACAGAAGUUACGAGCCCAGGUAAGGCGGUUAGUUCAAGAGAAUGCCUGGUUGAGGGAUGAACUAGCAGCCACGCAACAGAAACUACAGACCAGUGAACAGAACUUGGCAGAACUGGAAGAAAAAUAUAAACACCUAGAAUACAUGAAUUCCAUAAAGAAAUAUGACGAGGACCGCACACCUGAUACUGAGGAAACAGCAGAACCCUUGGAUUUGGGCUUCCCCGAAGAUGAAGAUGAUCAACAACAACCAGAGGAUCAAUAUCCUCAGCAGCAAGCCAGUCCAGGUGCUGCAGCCGCUGCUGCAGGUGGCUAUGAGAUCCCUGCUAGACUACGUACUCUGCAUAACCUUGUCAUACAGUACGCAUCCCAGGGACGUUAUGAGGUUGCUGUUCCUCUGUGCAAACAAGCCCUAGAGGAUCUAGAGAAGACAUCAGGUCAUGACCAUCCUGAUGUGGCCACCAUGCUGAAUAUUCUGGCCCUGGUCUACAGAGAUCAGAAUAAGUAUAAGGAGGCAGGCAAUCUAUUACAUGAUGCCCUUGCCAUCAGAGAGAAGACACUAGGGCCAGAUCAUCCAGCGGUUGCAGCUACAUUAAACAACCUGGCUGUUCUCUAUGGCAAGAGAGCCAAGUACAAGGAAGCUGAACCUCUCUGUAAGAGAGCCUUGGAAAUUCGAGAAAAGGUGCUGGGAACCGGUCAUCCAGAUGUUGCUAAGCAACUGAACAAUCUAGCCCUACUGUGUCAGAACCAAGGCAAAUAUGAGGAGGUCGAAUGGUAUUACAAACGAGCCCUCGAAAUCUACGAAACCAAGCUUGGACCUGAUGACCCCAACGUUGCCAAGACCAAAAACAACUUGGCGUCUGCCUACCUGAAACAAGGCAAAUACAAGGCAGCUGAGACUUUGUACAAGCAAGUCCUGACAAGAGCACAUGAGAGAGAGUUUGGAGGGACGGAUGAUAAAGAUAUCAAACCAAUAUGGAUGCAGGCUGAAGAGAGACAGGAGAAGGGCAAGUUCAAAGACAAUGCUCCCUAUGGUGAAUAUGGUGGGUGGCAUAAAGCAGCCAAAGUUGACAGUAGUAGUCCCACAGUGACAACAACUCUCAAGAACCUUGGCGCCCUCUACAGACGACAAGGCAAAUACGAAGCAGCCGAAAUUCUUGAAGAAUGUGCCAUGAGGUCACGGAAAAAUGCAGCCGAUGCCGUGAAAGAAUCUAGGGUAAGAGAGCUUCUCAACAAAGACCUCUCUACUGAUGUCCCACGCCAUGAAGCUAACCGUAAGCAUGAUCAUAGGCGGGGUGGCAGUGGCCCUGGCUCCCGACGAGAGAGUACAGACAGCGUCUCGUAUGAGAAGCAUGAUGGGACAGAAGAAGUGAGUAUUGGAGCUGUUUGGAGUGGGAGCGAGAACGGCCUGAAACGUAGCGGGUCUCUUUCCAAGCUCCGGGCAUCGGUUCGUCGCAGUAGCACCAGACUCUUGAACAAAUUGAAGGGGCGUGAGUCAGACGAUGAAGGCGGCAUGAAACGAGCUAGCUCCAUGUCAGUCCUCACCAGUCGGGCAAAUGAUGAUGCCAGCUCUCCAAUCCAACUCAGUCAGCGUGGGCGAGUGGGAAGCCAUGAUAACCUCUCCAGCCGACGUCAGACAGGUAACUACUGACCAAUCAACACUCCUCCAGCCUCUGUAACAUAAACAGAUCCUUCCUUGCUACCAAUAUGUCGUCACUGUGGCUUGAACUGCACCCUGGUUACCAGCCAUUUCCUGUGUAUUUUUUCAGAAACGGAUGUAAAUGUCAGUGUUCUAUUUGCAUUCUAGUGUAAACUGCAGUUAAUUGAAUUGUAUAAAAUAGAAAGGUACUGUAAUCCAGGAGACUUGGUGGCAGUGUUUAGUGAAAGCAUGGUACAUGGUUGUAUGAAAUCAGUAGCUCUUUAGAAACAGAGUAUGAAGCAGAGUCUACCGUUGCUAUGAAAUUAUAACUUACAAGGUAAGUUUGUAACAUAAUCUUGGAUCAGGUUUUUUUUUGUUAUCCCCUGUUGGUUGUUCAAUAUUUAAAAGGAUGAGGUCUGCAGCUCUGAUCUUUGUGAUGACUUCCCAGUUGCUUACCUAAAAAGGUCCACUGCCCAUUGAAUGUAUUUGUGUGUACAUUUAUAUGAAAUGGCUACAAAUGUAUUUGUGUCAUCAAUGUGUUGGGUUUUUCUGUUGAUUUUGUUUGUCUUUACCACUUUGUUUUUGUUUUGUAGAUGAUUUACUAAGUGUUGAUAUAAAAGGAGUGCAGGAACAAGUCGAGGAGCCUCCAGUUAUUUGAAAAGGUUGAAGACGUUCAGUUGUUGAUGCUUUCUUUCACGUAUUUCAGGGAAUAUUCUUGGACUUUUCUCUUGGCUUGAACCUUUAGGUUUCAAAAACAACAUACAGCCAUACAUAUAGCAACUAACCUCACUUACUCUUACGCUCGCUCUUGACCUUUUUUGGCAUAGGAAAAUAUACAGGCAUCUAAAAACGAAAGCAAUGUUAGUGGUUAAUGGUGGAGCACUGCCUUAACUGCCAAACAAAAUCUUCGCAUGUCUAUUAUUUAAGCACCUGUCAUACUCAGUUUGUGAAAACUGAGCUGUAAAAUCUAGCUGCGCUUGAAAUGCAAGUUGAGGGAUAAAUUUCAAAAAGCUGUUGCCAACACUGGAAGGAUUCGCUUGGAAAAAGAUAUCCUGUUGAGAUGUCAUGCACUUUGCAUUGCUGCGUACUGUUUCAAUAACAAGUUCAGCCAUUUGCAUGAAUGCAUGUGGUGACACAAACAUUCAUCCCAAGCCAAGUGGUUGUGAAUUAGCUUCACUGAGUUGAAUUUUGUCAGAAGCUGCCUUUAUUUUGGAAAGUUGCCAAUGAGUAUUCCCUUUUCACGUUCUCAACAACAAUACAUAAAACAUAAUGUGGAGAAAUCUUCAUGGGUCAUCUGUGACAUGGGUUGAUUCAUUCUCAUUUUUAGUAAUCAGCAUUCAUUGACAGGUCACCACGCAAGUCAUUUAAUACAUAUACAUGAACACUGUCAAUUGGCUACUCAGUCAGCAUUCUUGGAAAUGAGAUCACAAAGCAUGCUUUCCUGUAUACAAAUAACAUCGUAUGGGAUAAAUGAAAAGCUAUGAGACAAAUAGACACCUGUUGUUUCCUGUCUUCUUGGCUUGAUCUGGAGGCUCAAUGUGCUUUUGGCCUUGUCUGUUUGCAUCUUACAGUCUGUCUCUAGAUACGAGUGGUGCUGGGUAGAAAAUAGUCUGAACAAACCAUUUCCUGAAUUGUCAGGUUAAAUGAAUAAAUAAGCCUAUACGACAUUUAUUUGACCCAUUUUGUUUUUAUUUUCAGAAUUUUGAUGCCGGUAAAUUUCUACCUGUAUAUUCAAACAACAGGGAAUGGGGAAGAGAAUAGUUUGGUUUCAGACAGAGAGUUAGGUUUGGGAUGGAAUGGUCAAGAUAUUUAUAAGUGUCUGGUUCAGAUUAAACUUACAAAUCCAUUACUCAUUGUACUGAAGACUCUGGCUUUUGUGAUGUUAAGCAGUUGAAGCUAAAACACAUCAAUACCCCCCUCUUCAGUUCAUGCUACUCCACCACAGUCUAUAAAUCAAGUCUCCACAAGUCAGUCUCAGGUCAUCCAGUUUCAAAUUUGCAUUAGUACAGUAGUUCAAAGGUGAGAUUGAGUCAAGUUUUUUCUGAUUUCAUGAUUUUUUCAUCAGGAUUUUUCAAACAAUUGAGAAAAUGCCAAGAUUCUCAUAAAGGUUUUUCUGCUAAAAGUUAAUAUGGAACACACAAAUGGGUAUUUUAAGGAGUUCCUUUAGGAAGACACAAAUGUAUACCAUAGACCCUGGUGUGCUGCUGCGGGACCCUCAAAUCCUCUGGUGAUUAUUUUGUGACUAUUUUGAGUUGUAGCCCAAGCAUGUUUUUUUUAUCAUUUAGGGCAGUUCUUUCAGUUUGACUUGUGAUUCAUGUAAAUUCAACUAAGGCUACGUGUACAUUCCUUUCCCAACCCUGGUCACCAGUAGAAAGACAUGUACAUGUAUUUCAUUCUAUUUAUUUGACCAAUUCCAGGAAAUUCAUUCUCAAACCAACUCUCUGCAUCUGUUUUUAACCAGGCACCAUUGUUGCAUCAUUCUCAUGAUUUUUCACUGCAUCUGCCAUACAAGUCUCCUAUCACAUCAUGUAUAUAUAGUAAGAAACCUUGUUGUAAAACUGGUGUAGUCAUGUGGAAGGUGUGGUUUGUAAUUUGGGGAUUUUGGGGGGAUAGCAGGGUUUUGUCAGUUGUAAUAUAAGCUGAUGGCUUUGCUUGGUAAGUCGUAGCUUCAGGACUGUGAAGAGUUACCUAUUGGCAUAAAAAUUGAACCUACAUGUAUAACUAAGAUUAGUAAGCAAACUUGUGUGUGUACAUAAUGUUUAACUGACUUCAAAACAAAGAGGAAAUUUGUCAAGAAAAUUGAAUUUAAAAUGAAUAGGAUGUGCAGUGCAUGAAACCACAAGAUGAGAUUUGAUAGCUGAGCUAAAUCCAACUUACUCUGGCUUUUCCAACCAUUUCUUCUUCAUAUACGACAAAGGUCUCGCAGACAUUUGAAAAAAAAAAGUUUCAAGAAGAGAAACACAUAGAAAAAGUGUUUGAAAGCAUUUGGCUUGAUUUGUGUAGAGUCUGAUUCUGCCCAGUUUACCAUAAUCAACAUUUGAAAGAGCCUCUGUAGGUUUGAUUUUAGCCCUAUUUGGAAGGUUGGUUUUCCUGGAAUACUCAAGUCUGUGUGUGCACUGAAACUUUUUUCCUGCUUGAUCCCCUCAUUGGUAGUGACUGAAGAUAGCCUAGUGUCCCAAAACCACAUUAUUUUCUCUUUCUGUAUUUAAAAUGAAGAUACUAGGUUCCAGUAGUAAAUUCCUCUAGUGAUACAAAUUCUAUGGUUUAUGUUUCUUCAAGAUGUAUUUAUAUUUGAAAGAUCUGUAACAUUUUUGCUUUUUAUUGACAACACUAACAAUUUGUGUGUGGUUUGAAGUCAGUUUUUUAUUUUGUCAGAGAUGUAAUUCCAUUACCCAGUAAUUCAAUCCUUUUGAAACCAGUACAGUUAUUUUUAGGAGGAUCUGAGUCUGGCGACCAUAAGCCUGUUGUACUAAAGCAGUAAAGCUCACUCAUUUUAGAGAGACUGGCAUAUUAUCACAACCCGACUGGUGAAUUUCUUGUGUUUAUUGUAAUUAUAGUCUUUUAAAGUAAAUAAUAUAUGUAUCUACAUAGCUAGUUGUAAAUGUGUAAUUAAUGUAAGUUACAUUACUUGAAAUGCUUUGCUACAGUUAUUUUCGCAUUGGUAAUUGGUACACUUCUGUUUGAAACAGCAAACAUUGUGUGAUGAACUCUCUGAUAUUUCCAUCCUUACUGAACAUGUUUGGACAACGACGUAAUGAAUUCAACCCCAGACCAGAAUUGUAAAGUAAACUAGUAGAAACAAACGUACAACACAAGUCUUGAGAAAGAGACAUGUAUUUGUUCGCUUCAGUGUAGUAGCCACGUCAAGAGACCAGAAAACCCACUUGGAACAGGUGAGUGUUGAUGUGAUCACAUACAUACUAGGUUUAGCAUUGUGGUUAUCCGUCCAUUGUGGCGCGUCAUUCUUAUUUAGAUGUUAACUUUGACAGUAGAUUUAACCAGUGCCAAUCAUUAUACAUAAUGAUUUCUCUGUUUGGUUAUUUUCAAUUCACAUCCACAUUCUUGUGACUUGAUCAACUGCAAAUUGACAGUGGUCCUUUACUACAGCACAGUGUCAUUUGAAAUUUAAGCCAUUUAUGACUAAAAUAUCAUUUGAGGAAAGAUUUGGGUUAGCCUAAAGAAUGUUCACAGAUGUCAAUAGAAAAAUACUGGAAUUUGGUUCACAUCAUAUACAUCAAAAGCUGUGACAUGUUCUAUCCAGUCGUCUGUGGAUUUGCUCUUCAAAUCGAUAAUCCUAAACAACAUGCAUAUCAUUGUAAGUCAACUUGUACAAAUGUGGAGUCACAUCCGGUAGAAUAAAAAGAACUUGUCUGUUCGUGAAAUUUGACAUUUUCCUCAUUUGGGUCAUCCAUUAAAACAACAUUUGUCUUUUGACAUGCUUUACAUAUUGUACAUGGAGCGGUGCCUUUAUUUAGGAUGGUCUAUACUUAAUGCUUAAAGUUUACAUGGAUACCUGUGAGGUAAUAUCAAGAUGUCCAGUCUUGAUCAUUUCAAAUCUUUGUUGGUGGUGCAAUUUUUGUAGAAACAAGUACAUGUAUGUAUGUGUUUGAGUAUUGACUAGUAGGUAACUUCACUUCGAUUGUACUGCUUGGCCUUGAGUUCGGCGUGUCAUCAGCAAUCGUGUUGAAUGAGACAUUUUCGCAAUCAUAUCUACCAGAGGUUGGAAUAGAGUUUUUAUUUCAUCACACCAAUUGAAAUACUGACUCAGAGAGAACCCCCCGUAAGACAGACCACACCCAGGGUACAUCUCUCUCAGGGGUUCCUCUCUAAAGCUUUAACCCUUUCUAACACAUUGUUUAAUGUUGGCAUUACAACAUGGUUACAAUUGCUAGGAUGAGCAUUUUGAAAGGAUAGCUGUAAUGUAUAAAUACUGGAAACAAAUUCAUUUUACAUGAAAGAGAGAGUGGGAACUGUUCAAGUAUGUGCACCUUCAAGACAUUUCAAAGUGGUAAACUGAGAUAUGUAAUCACAUAUUUCGUGGUUUUUCCAGAAAAUAUAGAGGGGAAACAGCUUGCAAUCAUUUCCAUUUGAAAUUAAGAAAAGGUUUUGGUUUUGGAAAAGGGAAGACCCAGAUUGGUUAGCAUCAGGGAUUGUUUAGACAUUGAAACAACAUGCCCUUUCCCCUGCAACUGUCAGAUUCAGUGCCGAGUAUGGAUAGUAAAUACAAACAUGUAGCAAUAGCAUCACAUCCGUUGUGCUGAUUUUUUUAACUAAACCUUGAGCAAUACUUAACAAUGUCAUUCAUUCGUACAAUGUAUGGCAUUACUGUAGACAUUUAUUUCUGUGGAUCAAAAUACUUGUGUAUUUUGAGUUAUGGUGUUGGAACUCCCUAACUCGUGUACCCUACGUGUAUCAAAUGCAAUAUAAUCCUGGUAGAUGUCAUAGCUGUAGAGAGGGGUAAAGUAGAAAUCAUUCAGUUGUAGGUUUUACAGUUCUAGUACAAAUUUGCAUGCUACAUCUGUGGACUAACGUGCCUAUAGUGGCCACCUUGUUAUAGGGGGCACCUGUCCAGACCAAGGUUCCCUAGGUCCAAUUAGUGAGAAGUCAAAUGUUCAGUGUAUCCUGUGACAUACCAUGGGUCCUUGCUGUAUGGAUAUACUAGGGUCAAUUAUAAUUUGGUGCCCACUGUAUGUGGGUUUGGCAGUUUUUAUUCCAUGUUUGUGAAACAAAGCAACGAUACACCAUUGGUUUGCUUCUCAAAAUGUUGAUGGUUUGAUGUGAAGUCGAGGCUUUGCGAUUGCAGCAUUUAGGUUGAGUAGCUGUUUGAUAACAAAGGGGUCAUCAAUUUGCUUUUCAUUUUUACAACGGUAUAACAGGAACUCUUGCCCCCGCCCCACUUACCAACUGAAGAGGACAAAAAUUGUAAUUUAUGCUGGGUAUUGUCAUCAUUUACUCUGGGUAUUGUCAUCAUUUACUCUGGGUAUUGUCGUCAUUUACUCUGGGUAUUGUCGUCAUUUUUAAUAUUUUGAAAUUUGGAAAGCAUGGCUAACUCCCUACCACCCCCCUUUCACCUAACGCACAGUUUGUGCACUCGUGAGAAUGAUGGGAAGGAAUGGAUGGCUCAUAUUAGCGUGCUGUAAAUUGCUUAUCUGGUUAAUUUUCAUGUAAAAGAACUCACUGCAACGUGAGCUACAUAAAGUAACUUAGACAAUCGUGAAAACUGAUGCCAAUAAAAUAGCUUGGAAAUAUAUUCUCAUAGUAGUGAGAAUAGCUGAUUGCUUAAACAAUGGUGUAUCGAAAGGGCAGAUUCACUGUACUAGAGGAAUUGAUGUUAAACAUGAGAAUUUCAAAAACUGGCCAAACAUCAAGCACCCUUUCAGUACAUGAGGUCUAACCCUGUGCUAUCUGGUUUGGUGCCUAGCACCAGACUGAAAUCUAAAUGACUUUUGAGCAAUAAUUUCAUAUUGGCAUGGACUUUUUUAAGGGGAACAAAAUUGUUUCACUCGUGUUGCUAUGGUUUUCCAGUCAUUUUAGUUUUGACUCUGAGUUACUGGACCAUUGUCCACCAGUUAUAGUCAGUUUAGUGUCUGUAUUAAUAUUCAUAUUGAAUUCCAUUUUAGAGAUAAAACUUGCUUUUGGCUCUUUGUGGUUAAAAUUUUUCUUUCUGUUUAAUUGAAACAAAUUCUCUGCAGAUGUUUAAAUCCGCCGUAAGUCAAUUUUUGGUUUCUAAACUUUUGUGGUUUCUUAUAUUUGAUAAAUCUAGAGCCAACAUGGCAAUAAGUAAUGUACAAAUCAACAUCCUUGGAUGUUUUGUCACAUCAUUAGCUUGACUUUUUUUUACCUCUCAAACUCGAUUAGAAUUUAUUUUCCUGUCACUUGAUUGAUUGCGAAAAUGUGGUAUGGGAGUGAGUUAAGUAUUAAAUCUCAAACACAUACAUGUACAUGUACUUGAUAGUCUGUGUGAAAUAUAUGCUUGGCUUUGGUUGUGUUUAAGGGUUUUAACAGGAAAUUCCCAAAGCAACACAUUCCAAGGUGCCAAAUGGGUAAAGUGAUAAUUGUAGUGGACAGUGGUAGUGUCAGAUAAUGAAGUGUAUCUCAGUCAGUUUAUACCAAGUCACGAUUUGCUACUUAAAACUGUGUCAUGGUAUAUUUUAAUGCCUUAGAUUUGAAGUAUGGAACGAAUUUAGAAAAAACAUGUAGAAAUGUGUAUAAGCUUGACAGAAAUCUAGGAUUGUGCAGAUGGUCUAACAUCAGUCCCUAUUCCCAGAAGGGUGAUCACUAUAUAUGGUAGAAUUUGAAAAUAAUUAGUCAGGAAAAUACUUCAUCCGUAUUAUUUGAUUAUCAAAGAGUUUUUUCUUAUCCAAGGUAUUAAUUUUGUGAUAUUAGUGUAUUGAAUGCCUUAAUGGCACACAAUUUCUAAUACCUUGUACUUUAUUGCAAUUCACCCAUUUCAAGGACUUUAGUCGUCGUUUUUGGUCCAAGUCCAUUAACCCAAAAGAAAAACAAAAUGAACCAAAUUGACCAUUUUGUAAGUAAAUGUAUUCCUGAUUGUCUUACUGCAUUAAGUUUCCAACCACUAAGAUCUUUUGUAUUUCCUUAUUUAGUUAUUUUAAAACUGACACAUCAGCAACUUCAGCUUCCUAGUAUAGCAAAUGAUGCUCUGUUGCUAUGGGAGGCAUUACUAGUGAAGUCAAUGUGAUUGACUCUCUAUAAAUUGUUGACGCUACUGGUGUUAUCAAGCUAAGUCAAAGUCGACCCAAAAUUUGUCAAGAUGUAAAUUCUAUUGUAGUGGCCCUGCAACUUUAAAAGUACGUAGCAACAGAAGUUAACGUUGGAGUAAUAGUGCUGUUACUCCAGAAUAUGCCGAUGCUUUUAGUAAUGGAUCAGAAGAUAUUACCGGUGUCAUGGCUGUAGAUGUUGAGAAACAGUUUGACCAAAGAUUGUGGUUGGGAGUUGUCUUAUCAAUGGGCAGUAUGACAUUGUUAUAAUUAUUAAUUGUUGAAUUAAAAUGAACUUGUGACAAGAG